Styela clava is the source of this 2265-nucleotide messenger RNA. NCBI's taxonomy places the organism in Eukaryota, Metazoa, Chordata, Ascidiacea, Stolidobranchia, Styelidae. The record is from RefSeq and is a predicted model, not a curated record.
AUGGAAUUGGAUGGAAGCAUUGAAAUGCCAGAACAAAGCCAAACAACAUUGACUUCUUCUACUACGAACGACGAAGAAACGAAUGAACAGCAAAACUCUUUUGAAAGUGUUGAUAAUGUAAGAGAAGUCGCACAAGAACCCGCGGGUGAAUCUGAAUUGACGUUUCCAACGCAUAUGGAUGAAGAUUUGCCCAGAACUGAAAGUUGUUUAUUACGAAAGUCAAAAAAGGUAGCAAAAUACAUCAGCGCUUUGAUCAUUUUCGGGAUUAUGCUUCUGGGACCUGUUGUAUCAGAGUUUACACUUCUUGUUCUUGGCAACGCAUAUACACAAGACUACAGCGAUAGCAGAUGCCCAUACGUGAAAGAAGGUCGAGAUCAACAAUACAAUUAUCCUAGGUAUAUGGUCAUGUUGAUAUUAAUGAGCUGUCUCUGUUUUGCUGAUGUGCUAUCACUUCUGUACAGCUUGUGGAACGUUAUAAAGACGAGAAAAACAAGAAAAUGCAUCAAAUGGAAGAUUUGUUUUCUAGGGUUGCUGCCAGAAAUACUAAAUGCCGUCGGUUUGACAUUCUUUGUUCUAGAAAUAAUCCCCAAUGUUGACGCAACUUUAGUAAGCUUGAUGUUCCCAAUUGUUUCACUAGUGCCAGCUUUUAUACAAGUCAUAACGGAAAAUUGGGAAGAGCCUGAUAUUAUACAAGGAAACGAUGAAGGAGCAGGCAGACGAAACAGACGCAAUUUUAUUAUUGGCAUUGUUGCUGUAAUUUUACUUCUUAUUGGUUACGUUGUUAUAUGCUAUUUGGUAUAUCAACAACAGAAACUCAACGGAGACGUACAUAAUACACUCGCUUAUACAGCUUUAUCUGCGAAAUAUCCUGAGAUAAAGGCGUUUAUCAACUGGAAAACAACUUAUCAAUCAGUUUACUGGUAUCAGAUGCUCGGAAUUGUUGUCAUUGGAUUCCUUCCAGGAUUCUUUGGCUUCAUAUUUGUUACUCGUCAUUUGAGAAAAGCAAACGAUAUUAAACUGAAAAUACUCCAUGAGUAUCAUAAAAAGCUUGGUGAACAAGACAACGAAUCAAGAAAUAAAAGAGACAUUUUUGAAUACGAGGUUCAUAUUUUCUUCGAUGACGCCCUGGAUCAAAGUGGAGAAAUAAACAGUUACGUUAAAUGUCUAUUGGAAUCAAUUUCUAAAGCUGCAAGUAAAAUCAGAAGAUUAGAAAACAAUCUACGUUCGAAAAUACUCGAUACACCAUACGGAGGUCGCAUAAAAGUAUUCAACAACAGUACCAAUACUGAGCUUAUUACCAUCCACUUGAAAGAUAAAUCCAGAAUAAGAAACGGCAAGCGAUGGUCGCAGUGCAUGUACAUGUCAUAUCUGUUGAAGUAUUUGCCCAUAACUACUCCAAGCGCUCACCCCAAAGAAGAUACAUUUAUACUUGCACUUGACGGAGACGUCGACUUUCAACCAGAUUCUUUAACAUAUUUACUAGAUCAAAUGAAAAUAGGUGGAAAUGUAGGGGCUGCGUGUGGUAGAAUACAUCCUAUUGGCAGCGGUCCUGUCGUAUGGUUUCAAAAAUUUGAGUACGCCGUUGGCCACUGGUUGCAGAAAACUACUGAAGAUGUUCUUGGAUGCGUUUUAUGUAGUCCUGGAUGUUUUAGUUUAAUAAGAUCUUCGGCACUAUUGACAUCAAAUGUUGCUGGUAGUUACACGGAGAUUUCGAAAAACGCCAAGCAAAAGUUACAACGGGAUCAAGGUGAAGACAGAUGGUUGUGUACAUUGUUGCUGAAAGCUGGAUACAAGAUAGUAUAUUGUGCUGCGUCAGAUUCUUUCACAUACGCCCCGACUACCCUUAAAGAAUUAUUCAGACAGAGGAGACGGUGGGGUCCGUCGACAAUGGCAAAUGUUCUUGAUGUUUUGCUGUGUGCAAAAUUAGUUAUAAGAAAGAAUAAUUCCAUAACCAUGGUGUAUAUCAUUUAUCAGCUGCUUCUAAUGGCUGCCACUCUCUUGGGCCCAGCAACCGUGAUUCUAGUUAUUCAGGGAGCAUUUCAAUUUGUAUUUGGAAUGAGCGAAGUUGGAGGAUUAUUAUUGGCCUUGAUACCAGUGAUAAUCUACGUGAUUAUCUGUUAUACAACAAGCUGUGAUUUUCAAAUCAUUGUUGCACAAAUAUUAACCGUUUUGUAUGCUUUUGUAAUGAUGUCUGUUCUAGUUGGAGUUGUAGCACAAAUGGUUGACAAUAAAAAUUAUUCUCAAGAUCUACACUUUUCAAUUUAG